This is a messenger RNA of Dovyalis caffra, 216 nucleotides long. The record is from the annotation of a GenBank genome assembly. Lineage: Eukaryota; Viridiplantae; Streptophyta; Magnoliopsida; Malpighiales; Salicaceae.
AUGGUCCAAGUUGGUCAAAUUUUCAUGAGGAUGGACCGCUACAGGAGUGUCGACAAUGGUCAAUUUACUUGUCCAGGAGGAAACCUUCUUCCUAACCAUAUGAACAAUUGCCUCAUGCUUUGUCGUCUAUCACAUCUUCAAUUACCUGAGCCAAUGCAGAGUACGAAGAUCCUCCAUCCAUCAAGGCUUUAUAAAAGUAAAAAGGCACCAUCUUAG